AUGGCCUGUCAUUGCAAGUAUCUGAAGAAGAUCUUCUCCAGCUGCUGCUUCUGCUAUGCGCUGCGCACCGGGACACUGCUCUUUGGUUGCAUCUUUCUCACGUGGUUCGUUUACAUCGUGGCCGGCACCGCCUUCAUGAUGGAGUGCAUCUUCCCCAAUGAGUACCAGGAGAAGACACUCGUCGCUCCGGCAGCCCUCAAGACAACGAUGGUCUUCUCAUUCUUUGGCAUUGUCGCAGCCGCCCUGCUCUGCAUCGGAGUGCAUAAUAACAACGAAAUGCUCUUUACGCCCUUUCUAAUCUUCACACCAAUUUGGAUAGCGGUGCACAUCUUGGUCCUGCUCAUGUACCACCUGGUCCUGGUCAUAGUUCUACUGACAAUUGUCACAUCGGGUUUAUUGAUCUACGCCUGGCUGGUUAUAUUUUCCUACUACGUUGAGCUGAUCUACGCCUACGAUGAGGAGCUGCCACCAGGCUUUAUAUAGAGACCAGCUAAUACCUGGAAUACCUAAACGCAAAUGCACUGACUCAAAUGACUCUAUUUAUGUUUCGUUUAAAUUGAACUUCAAUAAAUUAUUCUAAAUUGUUGUAUGAGAAA
Molecule: messenger RNA, 596 nt
Organism: Drosophila subobscura
Lineage: Eukaryota; Metazoa; Arthropoda; Insecta; Diptera; Drosophilidae
Exons: 3
Coding region: 1-483 (160 amino acids)
Source: RefSeq, a predicted model, not a curated record